Messenger RNA from Anopheles stephensi (Asian malaria mosquito), 1132 nucleotides. RefSeq names its product serine protease easter-like. The record is from RefSeq and is a predicted model, not a curated record. NCBI's taxonomy places the organism in Eukaryota, Metazoa, Arthropoda, Insecta, Diptera, Culicidae. Gene Ontology annotation, biological process: proteolysis. The transcript has 2 exons. Bases 18 to 1010 code for a protein of 330 amino acids. Gene Ontology annotation, molecular function: serine-type endopeptidase activity.
CAAGCUAGUUGAGUUUAAUGCUGGUAAGUCCAGUCGGUGCGAUGGUUCGUACACUUGUCGGUGUGUUACUGUUGAUAGCUGCUCAGUACGUGGCAGGAUGCUGUGCGCUCUCGGAGAAGAUAGAGGGAGAUCUCUCCCAUUCGGAAGAAUCGCCUCUGGACAACCGAUCUUGCGGAAACCGUUACUAUGAAAGUGAUUUCCCUGUUGACACUCGCCUGUAUGAGCAUCCCUGGCUCGUUCAGUUUGGCUACAAAAAAGGGAAUGUUGUGAGCUACGUUUUUCAAGGCCUAUUGAUACACUCAAAGUUUGUGCUGACAACGGUGUUUGUAGCUCAUUUUAAAGAUUUGGGUCAACUCACAUAUGCACGAGUUGGCGAACACAACACAUCAGCCGAAUCCGACUGCGAGAAGGAUGCCACUGGGGAAGAAGCAUGUGCCCCGUCAGUGCAAACAAUUCAUAUCGAUGAAGUCAUUAUACACCCCGAAUAUGACCUGUUUAACCAAAGAAACGAUGUUGCACUGGCUAAGUUAAGACUACCAGUCACUAUCGAUGGCACCUCGGUCGCUCCUAUUUGUUUAAACCGCGAUGCAAACUUUCAGAGUUCCUUCCUUUUAAUAGCGUCCUGGUGUGGACGGCGAGAAACUGGGUUAUCGCUAACACCGAAACAAUACUUUAUGAAAGCCAUCACUCCUCACGAGUGCCAACGUCUAAUGCCAAAUAACGCCAUCUCGCUGGCGAAUGAAAUGUUUUGCAUAGCGUUUGAUGAGAGACACACGCAAGUGACCAAACUGGAACUUGAACCAAAUUUACGAGGUGGAAGCGGUGCGCCUAUUUACACGGUGCAUGAAGGAAACAAGAUUUUUUUGAUUGGUUUACUUUCCUAUGGUCCACGGUACCCGGCUAAGAUGCACGAACCAUACGUGAUAACUUCCGUAGCGCCGUACUAUAAUUGGUUUCUAGAGAUCAUUGAAGCCGAGCUAGAAAAGCGCAUGUACAAGACGCUGGCGUAAUUUGCUUUAGUAGAGAUAAUAAAGUUAAGGGUCACGCUGAAGUUGGGUAAACCCCGAAGCAAAUGUAUUCUCAUUAUCAAUAAAUUAACUUGUUUAUUGUUGGGUUCCAUCAAGUAGAGAGA